Molecule: messenger RNA, 874 nt
Organism: Hylaeus volcanicus
Lineage: Eukaryota; Metazoa; Arthropoda; Insecta; Hymenoptera; Colletidae
Gene: DENR
Product: density-regulated protein homolog
Exons: 5
Coding region: 210-761 (183 amino acids)
Biological process (GO): formation of translation preinitiation complex; translation reinitiation
Molecular function (GO): mRNA binding; translation initiation factor activity
Source: RefSeq, a predicted model, not a curated record
ACGGAUUUCUAACCUUACGUGGUGUCCGUUUGAAUAGGUAAUAGUUCCUACUUCAUUUUUCCGAAACUGUUACGAAGUAACAGAAAAGUAAUAGAAAAGUAUAUUUCGACAAUUGAGAUCAGAAUAAAUCGAUCGAUCCGAAGAAUCGUUAACAUUAUCUCAAACGAAACAUUAUCUAGUUUUAGAAUAGUGAGGUUAAGCGUCUGAGAAUGUCGGCAGAGGAACAGUCAAAUUUGCGCUUAGGACCCGAUCCUAAUGUCACUUAUCCAAUUCAAGUACAGUACUGUGGGAAUUGCUCUCUUCCUAUCGAGUACUGUGAAUAUUAUCCAGAAUAUGAAAAAUGUAAGCAAUGGCUGGAGAGAAACUUGCCGACAGAAUUUGAAAAAGUUAAACUAGUAGAAGAUAAUACAACCGAAGCUGGUGGAGGUGAAGACGAAAAGAAACGCCAAAAACGUGGUGGGAAAGGUAUGCUUAAAACAAAGAAGAAAGAGGAUGUUCCAAAGUUGGUGACCGUAUCUAGAGCACCUAGAGGAAAAAAGAAAUCCGUCACAGUUGUGACUGGUCUUAGUACCUUUGACAUAGACUUGAAAGUAGCUGCAAAAUUUUUUGGUAGCAAAUUCGCGUGCGGGUCUAGCGUAACGGGAGAUGACGAAAUAGUUAUACAAGGAGAUGUGAAGGAUGAUUUAUUCGAAGUGAUCCCAGAAAAAUGGCCUCAGAUCGACGAAGAUUCAAUAGACGAUCUUGGAGAUCAAAAAAGAUAAUGGGCCAACUAAAAAUCCUACAUGCACAAUUGUAUUUAAUAUUAUACUAUUUCCAUGUUUAUUAUGAAUAAAAUGUACAUAACACAAAAUAUUUUUAAAAGAUUUAUGAAGCU